CUCGACCCUCAAACCACUAUUGGAGCUCCGGAACGACCGUUCUUUCUCCAAUAGAUUCACUCCAAUCUUUCAAGAUCGCUUUGGUGCGUCUCGUUGCUUUGGAAGCUUGUCUUUGUGCAUCUUGCCUUUGCCGUCGCAAACUUCACAGCUUCCGAUAAUCAACAAAUCGCAAGUAUCUAUCCUUACCGGUCAACGGACCUUGCCUUCGACACCUGCUCUAUUUUCAACUAGGAGAGUUUGCGCCAUAGCACAAAACCAAUCAAUCGUCUUUAUCGCAUCUUUCAUCUUUCACAAUGUCCAACCCGGCAGAACCCGUUGCCCAGGAAGCUACUGCGCCUGCGGACUCUACAGUUGCUCCUGCGUCUGCUACCACGAUGGCCGACGCUGCUAGCCUCGACAUCCCUAUGGCUGAUGCCGGCGAACCUGCUUCAUCCCCCGUUCCGAUCCCGCAGGUCGCCCCGAGCGCCCCCAGUCCUGCUCCUGGCCGAACCGGUACUCCCAGCCGCAAUGUCAAUGGUGAGGCUAGCUCCCGUGCUGGCUCAGUUCAUCCCGACAACAAUGCGACGAACUUCCCCAACCGCGCAGUAGAGCACGGCGACAAUGCCCGCAUGUACAUCAACAACCACGUCACCGCUGCUCUGCUCGAGGGCAUGAAGAUUAUCAGCAAGAACCAGCCUGCUAAUCCUCUUCACGUCUUGGGCAACUUCCUUCUCGAGGAGUCUCGUCGUAGAAACGAGCCUUCUGCCUGA
Molecule: messenger RNA, 749 nt
Organism: Colletotrichum scovillei
Lineage: Eukaryota; Fungi; Ascomycota; Sordariomycetes; Glomerellales; Glomerellaceae
Product: dpy-30 domain-containing protein
Exons: 3
Coding region: 294-749 (151 amino acids)
Source: RefSeq, a predicted model, not a curated record